This is a messenger RNA of Falco peregrinus (peregrine falcon), 3573 nucleotides long. RefSeq names its product kelch like family member 32 (gene KLHL32). Bases 215 to 1591 code for a protein of 458 amino acids. Gene Ontology annotation, molecular function: protein binding. Lineage: Eukaryota; Metazoa; Chordata; Aves; Falconiformes; Falconidae. The transcript has 8 exons. The record is from RefSeq and is a predicted model, not a curated record.
CCUCCUGCUCCGGCACCGGAGCCGCACGGCCGGGACAGCGGGUCUGCGGCGCCGGAGCUCCUUCCCCCGCGGCUUCUCCCCCGCUGCCGUCGGAGCGGGGCGGGAAGGCGGCGCCACCGUCGUGCGUGGCCCCGGCACCUGCCGCGAGCUGGAAUGCUUGCUGCUUUCCCUACAGGAUUAUAAACUUUGACAUUCAUAAGAGGAAAACUGAAAGAUGCCUUCUGAGAGGUGCUUGAGUGUUCAGGAAAUGCUGACAGGUCAGAGGCUUUGUCAGUCCAGCUCCCAUAAUGAUGCUGUCCUGGCAGCCCUGAACCAACAAAGAAGUGAUGGCAUACUUUGUGAUAUCACCCUUAUUGCUGAAGAACAGAAAUUCCAUGCGCAUAAAGCAGUUCUGGCAGCCUGCAGUGACUACUUCAGAGCAAUGUUCAGUCUCUGCAUGGUUGAAAGCGAAGCUGAUGAGGUGAAUUUGCAUGGUGUCACAAGCCUUGGUUUAAAACAAGCACUGGACUUUGCAUAUACUGGACAGAUCCUCUUGGAACCAGGGGUAAUACAGGAUGUCCUAGCAGCUGGGAGUCAUUUGCAGCUACUGGAGCUUCUCAGUUUAUGUUCUCACUAUCUCAUUCAGGAAUUAAAUAGCUUUAAUUACUUGGACCUGUAUAAGCUUGCGGACCUCUUCAACCUCACUUUGUUGGAGAAUGCAGUGGUUGACUUCUUAGUAAAACAUCUGUCUGAGCUAUUGAAGAGUCAUCCCGAAGAAGUUCUGGCACUCCCAUACUGUCUCCUUCGAGAGGUUUUUAAAAGUGAUAGACUCACUUCACUCAGUGAAGAACAAAUCUGGCAGCUGGCUGUGAGGUGGUUGGAACAUAACUGCCACUACCAGUACAUGGAUGAACUUCUCCAGUAUGUCCGCUUUGGCCUUAUGGAUGUGGAUACACUGCACACUGUAGCUCUUUCUCAUCCUCUUGUGCAAGCUAGUGAAACUGCAACAGCACUUAUUAAUGAGGCCUUGGCUUACCACCAGAGCGUCUAUGCACAGCCAGUUUGGCAAACCAGAAGGACAAAACCACGCUUCCAGUCAGACACUCUUUACAUAAUUGGUGGGAAAAAACGUGAAAUCUGCAAAGUGAAGGAAUUGCGGUACUUCAAUCCGGUAGAUCAAGAGAACGUUCAUAUCGCAGGGAUCGCAAACUGGAGCGAGCUAGCGCCUAUGCCUGUAGGGAGAAGCCACCACUGUGUUGCUGUCAUGGGAGACUUUCUUUUUGUAGCUGGUGGAGAGGCAGAGCACUCUACAGGGCGCACUUGUGCGGUGAGAACUGCCUGUCGAUAUGACCCCCGCACUAACUCUUGGGCUGAGAUAGCUCCAAUGAAGAACUGUCGGGAACACUUCGUGCUGGGAGCAGUGGAUGAAUACCUCUAUGCCGUAGGGGGCAGAAAUGAAUUGCGUCAAGUGUUACCUACAGUGGAACGCUAUUGCCCCAAGAAGAACAAGUGGACCUUUGUACAGUCCUUUGAUCGAUCGCUCUCAUGCCAUGCAGGAUAUGUGGUGGAUGGUCUUCUUUGGAUAUCAGGUGCUGUGAUGGGCAGUGUGUAGCAGAGCGUGAUGGAAACAGUUUGAAAAGACUACAUCUCAUCCGAGCUGUCGCUUAGCUUGUAAGCAUCCCUGAGCUGGGAGCUUGUGCUACCUACCGUGCCUGUGCUGGCAGAGAUGCACCCAAGUAACAGUGUUAUUCCUCCCUGCUACUGUGGUUGAAGACAAGACACUUGGUUGUCUGUAGUUUCUGCUACAGAUUCUGGGCCUCACUGAAGUUAUUUGGAGUGAUCAGAGUACAUUUCUGCUGGCAAGUAGUUCAGCCCAGUAGGAGCAGAUCAGCAGAUAACACUUUGGUGCCGAGUUCUCUAUAUCAACUCCAUGUAUCCUUCACAGUUUUUGCUUUGGACUAGAUUUAUUGUGGUCCUCUGGACCAGAUAUUCCCAGUACUCAGCUUGUACAAAACCAUCUGAAAGACCAGUUAUUAUUUCACACCCUUAUGCCCCAUUAGGCACCGCUGUACAUCUGGAGCAGAACUCCUGGUUUAACUUCAGUGCACACUGGUCCCACCCUACAGCCUAAAAUGACAUGCGAGAGGUGGGGGAGUUGCUUCAAAAUCGCAGUAUAGCUCUGAACCAAAAUGCUGAGCUAGGUGCAGCUGGAGGGUGGCAAAAUGAGGAUUCCCCAGCAUGGAGCCAUGUUAACAUUGGUUGGAAAUAAAAGAAAAAAAACCCACAGUGGCUUUAGUAGGACUGGGCCAUAGCUCAGUCAGCAGGAAUUAAAGCAGCUCUGUUGCUGCUCUCUCUGAAACAGGGGAUGUCCUCACAAAAAGGGAAACAUCAACAAAUGUUUCAUCAACAGAUGAAAUUCCUUCCUCUCAUUACUGUGGAUUUUGUCCAUCGUUGACAAGUGUGGUUAAAACUAUGAUAUAGAAAGUUUGUCUGUCUAUACGAGUUUCACUGGUGCGUGGCCACUGGCAUGCCCUCAUUACGUCCAGACUCUCUGGUAGGAUGAAAGGUGAGGUGCAGCUUGCACGUGUUAUUUCUGAUCCCAUCUUCCCAUGGGCCCGGGGUGGUGACAGAGGGGGCAGUGGGACCUGCAGCAGCACUGCAGUGAUACCGUGUCCCUCCCCAGGGGGCUUGAGCACACUCAAGAACAUGGUUAUGCAGGUAAGAUUACAGACUUGUGACAGAAGAGUUUUUCUACCAGUUUACUCAGUGAGAUUUGCCAUUUAAACCCAGUAGAGACCAGGAUGAUCAGGCAUUAAACGUGUACUGUGUUGAGGUAGAUAGUUGGUCUGCAGCAUCUACUUGGGUCGGAGUCCAUUCUGGAUUUUUCUGAAGUGCUUUUUACCUUGGUUUCUAAACAUUAUUGAAAAGUAAAUGGUAGUGUUGUUUCUGGUCACUAUGAAGGAACCUCCUAACACAGUAAGUCUGACUAAGACAGAAGAUGUUCUCCCUAUGAUACAGACUAAAUAUAGGAUUUCCUUCAAAUAUAUAGGCAAACACAGUCACACAGGUUUGCACUAUGCUUUCCAGCUGGCAGUAGUGUCCCACGUCAUGCUUCUGGUUAGGCAGAGCUCCUCUCUGACCGCUUCCUUCUCUCUGAUACAAGCCUUACCUCCUCCUCUUUUAAACCGCGUCACACUUGCACACUCCUUGGAACAGGGACAGGGUAUAUCUUCGCAUCUUGAUGAGGUUUGAAUACACAGUCAUUUAUAAACAUAACAAUUUUUAUCUCCUCUUUAGCACAUAGACUUAGUUUUACAAAGGAGGGGGGGGGGGGGGAGCUGUUUGUUAUUUUGUGGGUUUAGAUGUUUGACAGAUAUCCUACUUAUUACCUUGCAACCGGAAUAAAAAAUGCAAUGGAAUGUAAGCAUAAGUGGUGGUGUGCAAUGUAAUUAUGUCAGCAAAUGAACCCUAGAGUUAGUUAUUUUUCUGUACCUGAUCUGAUCUGGUUUUGUUUAUACGAAAAAAACCUAACCUGUAUAAACUUUGCCUUUAGGAGGAGUAACAAAUACUGCACAGUAUCAGAACAGGCUCAUG